Tuber melanosporum (Perigord truffle) is the source of this 955-nucleotide messenger RNA. RefSeq lists its product as uncharacterized. NCBI's taxonomy places the organism in Eukaryota, Fungi, Ascomycota, Pezizomycetes, Pezizales, Tuberaceae. The transcript is spliced from 2 exons. The record is from RefSeq and is a predicted model, not a curated record. Gene Ontology annotation, biological process: response to salt stress; protein folding; response to hydrogen peroxide. The coding region runs from base 239 to 724 and encodes 161 amino acids.
CUCGAAGUUUCGAGAUUGUUCAAAGGAUUGAUGGAAUUGCGUACUCCACUGGUCUCCUGAUGCCAGGAGUGAAGAUAUAAACCCUCUCUCGACGCCAGAUGCUCAAACUCCGAAUAACCCAACAACCGUCAGCGAAAACUUCAAAGCUCUCUCCAAAAGCACUUUCAAACCUUACCAAAAAUCUCCCAAACACCAUUUCAAAAAGCAUACUUCGACAAACCACAAAAACGAGGACAAAAUGUCGCUUCUAAGGCAAUACUCUGAUAUCUUCAGUCUCCUUGACGAUACCUCUCGCAUACCCCAACGCACCAACCGCCGUGGUGCCUUCUCCCCAAGCUUCGACGUUCACGAAACGGAACAAGCCUACGUCCUCGAAGGCGAACUCCCAGGACUCCACGAUAAGUCGAACCUAAGCAUCGAGUUCACCGACCCCCAGACACUCCUCGUCCGCGGCAAGACCGAACGCCUUCACCAGGAGUCCUCGGACAACGAACCCGCCAUCGCCAAGAAAGACAAAAAAGAGGGUGCCAUCGAGGAGAAGGAUAAAGAUUCCAGGCCCCGCUAUUGGGUUUCGGAGCGCACGGUCGGCGAGUUCCAACGCAGCUUCUCGUUCCCGAGUUAUGUGGAUAUGGACGCCGUGAAGGCUAGUCUUGCGCAUGGGAUUUUGAAGAUUGUGGUGCCGAAGAAGCAGAGCCAGAUUGCGAAGAAGAUUGAGAUUUCUUAAAGUGCAUCGGGAUAGUAGGAAAUUGUGAUUUAGGAUGGAGCUCGGGGGAACGGUGGAUUGAUUGUCUUGCUUUUCUUUUCUUUUUCUUCCCCAUUUCAUUCCCUCCUUUCCCUCCCGCUGAUGAUUCCCGGGAGUAUUACGACCCACAGGCAUUUAUAUCUGCUGCACCUUUGGCUUUUUGGGGUUUAGCAAAAGACCCAAUUAGCGCAGGAUACAUUCAGGAAAUCGGUC